Molecule: messenger RNA, 1884 nt
Organism: Diabrotica virgifera virgifera (western corn rootworm)
Lineage: Eukaryota; Metazoa; Arthropoda; Insecta; Coleoptera; Chrysomelidae
Product: protein rtoA-like
Exons: 3
Coding region: 71-1525 (484 amino acids)
Source: RefSeq, a predicted model, not a curated record
UACGUCUAAAUACUUUAGUAUUUAAUUUUGUGUUGUUUGUGUUGGUGUGUGAAUGAUUUUGUGUUAAAAUAUGGAUACCGCCUCUGGUUCUGGAAAUUUAAAAAGAUCAUCUGGUUCUAGAAAUGUGGAAAGAGACUCUGGUUCUGGAAAUUUGGAAAUAGCAACUGAUUCUAGAAAUGUGGAAAGAGCCUCUGAUUCUAGAAAUGUGGAAGAAGCCUCUAGAAAUGUGGAAAGAGCCUAUGGUUCUAGAAAUGUGGAAAGAGUCUCUGAUUCUAGAAAUGUGGAAAGAGCGUCUGGUUCUAGAAAUGUGAAAAGAGCAUCUGAUUCUAGAAAUAUGGAAAGAGCCUCUGGUUCUAGAAAUGUGCAAGAAGCCUCUGGUUCUAGAAAUGUGGAAGGAGCCUCCAGAUCUAGAAAUUUGGAAAGAGCCUCUGGUUCUAGAAAUGUGGAAAGAGCCUCUGAUUCUAAAAAUGUGGAAAGAGCCUCUGGUUCUAGAAAUGUGAAAGAAGCCUCUGGUUCUAGAAAUGUGGGAGGAGCCUCUGAUAUUAGAAAUUUAGAAAGAACCUCUGGUCCAAGAAAUGUGGGAAGAGCCUUUGGUUCAAGAAAUGUGGAAGAAGCCUCUGGUUCUAGAAAUGUGGAAAGAGCCUCUGGUCCUAGAAAUGUGGAAAGAACCUCUGGUUCUAGAAAUGUGGAAAGUGCCUGUGGUCCUAGAUUUUUGGGAAGAGCCUCUGGUUCUAGAAAUUUGGAAAGAGCCUCUGGUUCUAGAAAUGUGGAAAGGGCCUCCGAUUCUAAAAAUGUGGAAAGCGCCUCUGGUCCAAGAAAUGUGGGAAGAGCCUUUGGUUCAAGAAAUGUGGAAGAAGCCUCUGGUUCUAGAAAUGUGGAAGAAGCCUCUGAUAUUAGAAAUGUAGAAAGAGCCUCUGGUCCAAAAAAUGUGGGAAGUGCCUUUGGUUCAAGAAAUGCGGAAGAAGCCUCUGGUUCUAGAAAUGUGGAAAGAGCCUCUGGUCCUAGAAAUGUGGAAAGAUCCUCUGGUUCUAGAAAUGUGGAAAGUGCCUGUGGUCCUAGAUCUUUGGGAAGAGCCUCUGGUUCUAGAAAUGUGGAAGAAGCCUCUGGUUCUAGAAAUGUGGAAGGAGCCUCUUAUAUUAGAAAUGUAGAAAGAGCCUCUGGUCCAAGAAAUGUGGGAAGAGCCUUUGGUUCAAGAAAUGUGGAAGAAGCCUCUGGUUCUAGAAAUGUGGAAGGAGCCUCUGACAUUAGAAAUGUGGAAAUAGCCUCUGGUCCUAGAAAUGUGGGAAGAGCCUCUGGUUCUAGAAAUGUGGAAAGUGCCUGUGGUCCUAGAUUUUUGGAAAGAGCCUCUGGUUCUAGAAAUUUGGAAACAGCCGCUGGUUGCAGUUUUUCUGUUGGAGGAGGCGCCAAUGGUAUUUUUACAAGAAGACUUGAUUUCAGUUCAUUUAACGCUCUUCCAAAGAAUAAGCUGAACUCCUAUCAAAUAAAGAAUAAACGUAGAACGCAUACACGAACACUGUCGCUUUAGUCCAGGAAGGUCAUAGACUAAAUCUUAUCAACACAUUCCUAGAUACUGUAAGCCAGUAGAUGAAUAUACCGUGACGAAUUACCGACCGCAAAUAACAGGUUCCGUUUCGACAGCCAGUCACGUACGGAGACAUCUGAAAGAAUGACUCAGCGAACAAGCGAGGAAAGGAUUUCUCGAGGAAGAUCGCUGGUCAAGGCUACGUGUUACUAGGGAUGGGGGUUCCGUUUUUCUGGAACGUUCAAGAACAUGGCUGGUAUUUUUGUAUUCAAUAUAUAAGGAUGUGAAUUUUUAGGAGUAGUUAGUCUAUAAGAUAAAUUCGUCUGUACAGUUAUAUAAAUAAAGUCAUAUAUAAAUACGAA